Messenger RNA from Cannabis sativa, 3777 nucleotides. Its product is annotated as zinc finger BED domain-containing protein DAYSLEEPER. Gene Ontology annotation, molecular function: DNA binding; protein dimerization activity. The record is from RefSeq and is a predicted model, not a curated record. The transcript is spliced from 2 exons. Lineage: Eukaryota; Viridiplantae; Streptophyta; Magnoliopsida; Rosales; Cannabaceae. The coding region runs from base 536 to 3319 and encodes 927 amino acids.
UCCGUUUCUUUUUAUUUUUCUUUUAUUUUAUUUUAUUUUUUGGUUUUAAAAUUUACCAAUAACAAGAAUAAUAAUAAUAACAAUAAUAGACCCAAACCAAGAAAGAAAGAAAGUCCAAUAACCCAAGGAAAAAAAUAAAUUAAAAGAAAAAAAGAAGACUGAAAAUAGGUUCGAAAUCUUACCCCAAAAUCUUAUCUCUUAACGAGUCUAACCACUGCCCACUGCUCUUUCAAACCCCAAAAAGAGUCCAAUUAGGUUUUCGGGUUCGUUUCGCGAAAAAAGCCCAAACCAUUUUUCUCUCUGUCUCGUUUGGCGUCGUUUCUCUCUCUUCUUUCUCUCUCUUUCUCUCUGCUAAACCCUAGAUCUCGAGCUCUCGCGGAGCCCUGAAGCUCGGUCUCCGAGCUUCGACUUCUGCCUCAACGGAAGAUUCUGCUCUCGGUUUCGAAUUACUAUUCGGAUAUUUAUACUUGCAAGGAAAAAGCAGGAUAUUUAUACUUGCAAGGAAAAAGCAGGAUAUUUAUACUUGCAAGGAAAGAUGGCUGCAUCUGUUGAAGACCAGAUGGUCUCUACUAAUGUUGAAACUCAUAUGGUCACCACUCAUGAUGAAACCCACUUGGUCACCACUCAUGAUGAUACCCAUGUAGUCACCACUCGUGUUGAAACUCAGAUGAUUUCUACUCCUGUUGACCACCAGAAUCAUCAGAUGGUGAAUACUGAUGGCGAACACCAGAUGGUGAAUACUGAUGGGGAACAUCAGAUGGUGAAUACUGAUAGCGAACACCAGAUGGUGAAUACUGAGGCCGAACACCAGAUGGUGAAUACUGAGGCCGAACACCAGAUGGUGAAUACUGAGGCCGAACACCAGAUGGCCACCGCUCCUAUGGAAGACCAGAUGGUUGAACACCAGAUGGUUGAGCAUCAGAUGGUCUCCACCCCCAUGGAACACCAGAUGGUCAUCAACCAUGUUGAAGACCAAAUGGUGAAUACUGAUAGCGAACACCAGAUGGUGAAUACUGAGGCCGAACACCAGAUGGUGAAUACUGAGGCCGAACACCAGAUGGUGAAUACUGAUGUUGAACACCAGAUGGCCACCGCUCCUAUGGAAGACCAGAUGGUUGAACACCAGAUGGUUGAGCAUCAGAUGGUCUCCACCCCCAUGGAACACCAGAUGGUCAUCAACCAUGUUGAAGACCAAAUGGUGACUACUCCUCUUGAAGAUAAGAUUUUGGAGACCCCUGACAGUGAGAAGAUGGAAACCCCUGAUGAAGGCAAGAUGCUAACCCCUUAUGAGGAGAAGAUGUUAACCCCUUACGAACAGAAGACUCCAAACUCGUAUGAAAAUAAUGAGAUAACUAAUCCAGAAACUCAGCCUAACAAGCGGAGGAAGAAGAAGUCUAUAGUCUGGGAGCACUUCACAAUUGAAACUGUGAGUGCUGGAUGUCGGAGGGCAUGUUGUAAGCAGUGCAAGCAAAGUUUUGCAUAUAGUACAGGUUCGAAAGUUGCAGGUACAAGCCACCUAAAACGCCAUAUUGCAAAGGGUACCUGCCCUGCAUUGCUUCGCAACCAGGAUAAAAACCAGUUAAGCCCGUAUACCCCUAACUCAAGAGCGGGCAAUAGCCCUUCUGAUCCACCAAAACGACGAUACAGAACCAGUAGUGUGCCCCAAAUUAUGUUUGACCCUGAUAGGUGCCGCCAUGAGAUUGCUAGGAUGAUCAUUAUGCAUGAUUACCCCCUUCAUAUGGUUGAGCAUCCAGGGUUUUUAACUUUUGUUCAGAAUCUUCAGCCGCAGUUCAACAUGGUAAGCUUCAACACCGUCCAAGGGGAUUGUGUUGCAACGUAUCUAAUGGAAAAGCAGAACCUUAUGAAGUUUAUUGAGGGCAUACCAGGUCGUGUUUGCCUUGCCCUAGACUUGUGGACUUCAAGUCAAAGUGUUGGCUAUGUUUUUAUCACCGGUCACUUUAUUGAUAGUGAUUGGAAGCUGCAAAAGAGACUUCUUAAUGUUGUGAUGGAACCAUAUCCGGACUCCGAUAAUGCCUUUAGCCAUGCUGUUGCUGUUUGUCUUCAUGAUUGGAGUUUGGAGAACAAAUUGUUUUCUCUUACAUAUAAUCAGCCACUCAGUGAUGCUGCACUUGAAAAUCUGAGGCCACUACUGUCCAUUAAAAACCCACUUAUCCUCAAUGGCCAAUUAUUGGUUGGGAAUUGCCUUGCCCGUGCUUUUAGCAGUAUUGCUAAGGAUGUUUUGUAUGAGGUUCAUGAAAAUGUCAGAAAGGUUCGGGAAAGUGUGAAGUUUGUGAAGACUUCAGAAUCCCACGAGGAAAAAUUCCUUGAGCUCAAGCAACAUCUUCAGGUCCCAAGUGAAAGGACCCUGUCUCUAGAUGACCAAACUCAAUGGAAUACAACUUAUCAAAUGCUAGUGGCUGCUUCCGAGUUAAAGGAAGUCUUCUCUUGCUUGGAUACAUCUGAUCCCGAUUACAAAGCAGCCCCGUCCAUGGAUGAUUGGAAGCAGGUUGAGAUAGUAUGCAUGUACUUGAAGCUUCUCUUUGAUGCAGUUAACAUCCUUACUACCACAACUAACCCAACUGCAAUUACUUUCUUCCAUGAAGUAUGGAAGAUUCAGUCAGAGCUCGUUCGUGCAGCUACAAGUGAAGAUCCUUUCAUUAAUGCCUUGACGAAAAGAAUGCAGGAAAAAAUCGAUAAAUACUGGAAGGAGUGUAGCUUGGCUUUAGCAACUGCAGUAGUCAUGGAUCCUCGCUUCAAAAUGAAGUUAGUUGAAUUUAGUUUCAACAAAAUCUAUGGUGAAGAUGCCCCCACAUUUAUCAAGGUAGUUGAUGAUGGAAUUCAUGAGCUUUUUCAUGAAUAUGUGGCCCUUCCUCUGCCCUUGACUCCCACUUAUGCCGAAGAAGGAAAUUCGGGCAACAGUAGGACAGAUGAACAGCAAGGAGGAACUCUUUUGUCAGACAACGGACUCACAGAUUUUGAUGUCUACAUCAUGGAGACCACAAGCCAACAGAUGAAAUCAGAGCUGGACCAGUAUUUGGACGAGUCUCUGUUGCCUCGUGUCCAAGAGUUUGAUGUGUUGGGGUGGUGGAAACUGAACAAACUGAAGUACCCAACUCUUUCAAAAAUGGCUCGUGACAUUUUGUCAAUUCCAGUAUCCACACUUCCUUCUGAAUCUAUAUUUGAUACCACUGCCAAAGAGAUGGAUGGGUACCGAAGUUCCUUGCGGCCUGAGACCGUCGAAGCCCUCAUAUGUGCAAAAGAUUGGAUGCAGUACGGUACAGCAGGCGUUUCAAAUGCUCUUGUAAGAAUGGAAUAUUGAUGAGCUUCUGGGUUCAUUAGUAUCAUCCUCCCUCAGAUUGUGAAUUAUAUGUUUUGGUGAUACUUUUGCCCAGCCAGAACUAAAAAUGUAAGUUGGUAGGUGCUGUAAUAUUUGUUUAGCCAUUAGUUUCAAUUUCAUCAUUAGGUUGGGAUUUUGUAUCUUUCUCAGAGAUCAUUUGUAAUGCUUUGACAUGACACCAUUUCUUAGCUUGUUAGUGCUAGAUCUUUGCAUUGGUUCUAAUUUAUCCAUUAAGAAAAAUGCUUGUUAGGUAAGAAACAUUGGAACAGGGCAGAUUUUAGAUCAGUUCUUUGAUAUUAGUACUAUUGGACCAGGAUAAUACUCUUUUUAUAGCCUUGUAGGGCUAGAAAGGAGCUUUCGCAAGUUUGUACAUGACUACUUCUUGAUUGUGGGAUUUUUCCUGUCACUCUUUUUUUUCAAAUGUAAAAUAAGUUUGACUC